AUGGUUAUACAGGUACAAAGCAACAAUGAUAUCGUGACCACUAGUCAUGAUACAAUGGCACUAUUCUCACUCAAUGAAGAAUCAGUAACUUCUACUAGUGAGACACUCAUUGAUAAUUUAGGUGUCUCCAAAAAAUUGGGUAAUUCUGUCUUAAAUGAACUUGAUUCGAGGACAACAGAAAAAUUAGACGAAUUGAAAGAGACACAUACUACAUUGGCACCAAAAGAAGAUACUAAUGAGACUAGUUUUGAACAAUAUUUUGGUAUAAAACAUAAUUUACAAUUUAAUAGAAUGGACUCAAUUGGUCAUCAUUAUAUGAAUAAUAUUCCAAAAACGCCAACCAAAAAGAAUUUAACUGAUCAACAAUUGCAAUCUGAAAGUAUCAAGAGACAAAGGGUAGAACAAAAUAGCAUGGUUAAAAAUACUCCAGUAACGGAAAUCACAAGACGAAUACGAAGAUUGAGAAUAAGAAAUUCAAUCGCAAAUAACAACAAUAGUAACGGUAACAGUAAUAUCAAUUCAGUCAGAAAUACCCCAUUAAGUAAGCCAAAACCAAUGCAACCACCAAGUUUCUUACGGCCGACGUUGAAUUCCUUAAAUAAAAUUAAGGAAUCAUCUCGAUCUACCUCGACGUUUGAUCUGUCGCGACAAAAAUCGACGACGACCAAGACUUUGAAUACAAAUUCCAAAUCGAAACCUGCAACAACUACUACAUAUAGAAGUACAAGCGGAUUACCGAAAUCAAGUUCGGUUGCUGUAUUUGACAGACUUUAUAAACAAUCUACGGUGUCUAGGUUGACUUCAAUGAAUAAUUUGAAUGAUAAUAUUAAAACUAAUGCCAAAUCAGUCAUACCACCACCUACGACGCGAUCCAAGAUUCAAUUUGGUAGAAGUAAGACCAGUUCAUCAUUAUCCAGUAAUUUGAAAGAUUCAUCGUCAUCUUCAAGGCCUGCGUGGAGAUAA
Kazachstania africana CBS 2517 is the source of this 963-nucleotide messenger RNA. RefSeq names its product She1p (gene SHE1). The record is from RefSeq and is a predicted model, not a curated record. The coding region runs from base 1 to 963 and encodes 320 amino acids. NCBI's taxonomy places the organism in Eukaryota, Fungi, Ascomycota, Saccharomycetes, Saccharomycetales, Saccharomycetaceae. The transcript has a single exon. Gene Ontology annotation, cellular component: microtubule cytoskeleton. Gene Ontology annotation, molecular function: microtubule binding.